AUGUCUUCAACACCGGAGAAAUCCUCUCAUGCGGUAGAAGUUGGCUCUAACGGGCGCGACUUGUCUACCAGCAAUAGCAGCACCAAGGAGACCUCCGCGGCGCAGUUCCCGGCCUCCACCGAGGACGCUGAGAAGGCAGACAGCAGCGCUAAGGGAGCUGGCGAUGGGACCAACUACAUCAGCGGGGUCAAACUGGGUGUAGUUGUGGUCUCCGUCUCGCUUGCUUGCUUCCUGACCGUGCUGGACAUCUCCGUCAUUAGCACCCCUCUCACCGGAAAGAUAUACAACCAUUUCAAAUUGAAGUGGUCUUUCAUGGUCUUCUUCCUCGUCUUCGAGAUCGGUUCCGUACUGUGCGGCGCGGCACAGUCCUCGGCCAUGCUGAUCGUCGGCCGCGUCGUCGCCGGGCUGGGCGCCUCGGGCAUUAUCGGCGGGUCCUUCACAAUCAUCUCGGCUUCGGUGCCCCUGGAGAAGCGCCCGCCACUGAUCGGGGCGUGCAUGGGAAUCGCCCAGCUCGGCCAGGUGAUCGGCCCGCUCAUCGGUGGUGCCUUCACGACCGGCUACACCUGGAGAUGGAGCUUCUACAUUAACCUGCCCCUCGGUGCCAUCGUCGUGGUUCCAUUAAUCAUCAUCCGCAUCUCCGAGCAGAUGCCCAAGCAGCCUGCUCUCAAGGUCGUCGGCCGGCUGCCACAUUUCCUCGACCUGGUGGGCUUCGCCCUCUUCGCCCCGGCCGUCGUCAUGUUCCUGCUCGCUCUCCAGUACGGCGGCAACCAGUACCCUUGGAACUCAUCCGUAGUGAUCGGGUUGUUCGUCGGUGCAUUUGCCAACGUGGUCGUCUGGCUUAUCUGGAACUGGUACAAGGGCGAUGAUGCACUCAUCCCCGUCUCCAUGGCCAAGCGGCGCAUCGUAUGGGUCAGCUCUCUUAACUAUGGGCUCUUCAUGGCUCUGGUGUUUGGCGGGGUUUUCUAUCUUCCCAUCUACUUCCAGGCUAUCAAGGGUAAGAGCGCCAUUCUCAGUGGUGUGAUGCUCUUGCCAAACAUAAUUCCUCAAUUGAUCUCAACAAUCGGCGGAGGAGUACUACUUGGCAAAGUUGGUCGCAUUCCUCACUUUGCUUUGUUCGCCGCCGCUGUCACCGCCAUCGGCAGUGGUUUGUACGGAACCUUCCAACCCGGCACCUCGACCGGGAAGUGGGUUGGUUACCAGAUUCUCGCCGGUUUUGGUCAAGGAAUCGGCUUCCAGAUGCCCAUGGCUGCCGUCCAGAAUGACAUCGAGCCAAAGCACCUGGCAGAGGCCACUUCGCUGCUCGUCUGGGCCCAAUACGUCGGCCCCACCAUCUUCAUCGUGCUGUACAACACCGUCUUCACCACAAGCUUGCGGAAAGAGAUCCCCAGGCUCGCGCCCAACUCCGACGCCAACGCCAUCAUAUCAGCAGGCGCCACGAGGUUCCGCAACUUCGUGUCGAAAGAAGACCUCGACGCCGUCCUGGUGGGCUACUCCAAUGCCAUCGACAACACCUUCUACCUGGUCGCCGGCGUGGGCGCCCUUGCCUUUCUUGCGGCCUUUGGUAUGGGCUGGAGAGACAUCCGCAAGCCAAAGCCUGGCGCUGACGCGCCUGAUGCGACCAACGGCGGCACUUCCGGUUCCGCCAAGUAG
Molecule: messenger RNA, 1650 nt
Organism: Diaporthe batatas
Lineage: Eukaryota; Fungi; Ascomycota; Sordariomycetes; Diaporthales; Diaporthaceae
Exons: 5
Coding region: 1-1650 (549 amino acids)
Biological process (GO): transmembrane transport
Molecular function (GO): transmembrane transporter activity
Source: RefSeq, a predicted model, not a curated record